AAAAAAAAAAACUGUAUCAGUGUACAGUAAAUACUAAGGAGGGAAAAAGUCACGCCAACGCGUUUAAGAUGCACCAGUAGCAUCGUUUAGCGGUUCUACUGAAAAGUCCAUUCUAAAUGCUCAGGAUCUAAAUCACGACAUUGACCAUACAGCAACAUCAAAAAACGCCUGCAAUAAUUUAUCGGACGUAUUCUGGAGCCAAAAUCAAUUUUAGAAGGUCGCCGUGUGAUUGAUGUCAAUUAUGUAUUUAGCAAAAUCGCAAAAAUAAAUCAUCAACCUUUUGGUUGAACUUUUAAUAGUUUGAUUUUAACUGGUGAACGAAAAGUUGGGUGGUAUAGUGGAUUUCUCUAUACUUGUGGAAUGUGUGACAUGAAUGAAAAAAUAGAAUCUGAAAACCCUCAUUCAUCAUUGAUGAAGGGGUGUAUUAUUAGAGCAAGGAUGAAAAAAGUUAUUUUCUUGGGAGUCCAAAAUAAAUAUUGUUCUAUCAGCGCAAAAGCACAAUUGAUAUCCAAAGAACCAAACACACACAAGUGUUUUAAAAACUGGCUUGGAACGUCAACAUGUUUAGAGCCAGAUAUCAUCCUGGAGGGUUUUAAAGAAAGUGUAUCCAUGCACAACUUGAUUUAUAGCAGACUUAUUGGUGAUGGCGACAGCUCUGUCAUAAAAAUAUUGAAUAUGGCGAAAUCCUAUGGACCAACACUUUUAGUAAAAAAAAUUGAAUGUAAAAACCACAUUUUAAGGAAUUAUAUCAACCGGCUAAAAGAAAUUACAUCAAAGCGUAAGAGUACAAAAGAUCACUGGAAAAACUUGCCAAACCUCACCCAAUAUCCAAAAUUAGGUUUUUAAAACGUGACAUUGAAAAUGGGCCCCUUCAUGUAUUUGGUUGUCACGAAAAUUGUGAUCCAUAUUUCUGUAAGGCUGACACCAUUUCCCAUAAUUCUGUUCCUGAAAUGGUGGUGUGCGGGUUGUGGCAGGAUAUAAUUGCUGCAAGAAAUUUGGUGGCAUUUUACACAGAAAGUUUGAUUCAUGACUUGAAUACCAAUUUUGUUGAAUCUUAUAAUAGUGUAGUAACUAAAUUUAUCGGCGGAAAAAAAGUUAACUAUUCCUUGCAUAGUUCAUAUAGUACUCAAAGCAUGACUGCCGUAUCAUCUUUCAAUUUAGGUUCAGAAUACAUACGACGACUCCAUAA
Molecule: messenger RNA, 1189 nt
Organism: Sipha flava (yellow sugarcane aphid)
Lineage: Eukaryota; Metazoa; Arthropoda; Insecta; Hemiptera; Aphididae
Exons: 9
Coding region: 361-846 (161 amino acids)
Source: RefSeq, a predicted model, not a curated record